Messenger RNA from Erythranthe guttata (spotted monkey flower), 1324 nucleotides. Its product is annotated as zinc ion binding protein. Gene Ontology annotation, molecular function: ubiquitin protein ligase activity. Gene Ontology annotation, biological process: interstrand cross-link repair; protein monoubiquitination. Lineage: Eukaryota; Viridiplantae; Streptophyta; Magnoliopsida; Lamiales; Phrymaceae. Gene Ontology annotation, cellular component: Fanconi anaemia nuclear complex; nucleus. The record is from RefSeq and is a predicted model, not a curated record.
CCGGUAGGAAACUUGCCCAAUUACAGGGCCCGGUAGGAAACUUGCCCACUGUGUUAUGAAUUUUCAAAUGCUGUAAGAAGUCACUUUGUAAGUUUCUUCUUUGCUUCUUCCACUGAUUGGUCGCUGAAAUGGAGGUCAGCAAGAAAUUUACCGACCAAAGUAGAUGUCGGGAAAUGGCAAUUACGUCGUCGUUUUGCCGCAGGAUAUACUCGGAGGUAGAAGAGGUUGGAUGGGAGCAUCUAGUGAAAUUAGGGGAUGAUCUACUGUUUCUUAGCUUUCGUGUCAUGGAUGAUAAAGGAAGGGUGCAUAUUCUGGAGAUAACUCUCGAUAACAACUACCCAAGGUCUCCACCUUCGGUAUCAGCGGAUGUGCCUUGGAACUUGAAUCUAGAAUGGUCGUCAAACUCAAAGUUAAGAGAUGUUCUACAGCAGUUUCAAAGGCAAGUUCAUAUGCUCCAGGAAUUUUGGUCAACUUUGGACGACAUUGACCGGUCUCUUUGGGUAAUCGAUCCAACACAUACACAUCUUGCAAUGCCGUACCGCCAAAUCAAGAUUGGACACGAUUGUUGUGCCAUACUGUCGAUAAAUGUCAACGAUCCUUUAUCCCUGCCCGAGUGUCGUUUCCUAGGUUCAGACACCGAAGUCAACUCUCUUAGAAAUAUUUGGAAGCGAAAUAGUAAAAAAUGGAAGAAAGACAAAUCAUUUUCCGAAAAUCUUGCUUGCGUUUUCGAGACUCAGUUACCACAACCUCCACAUGCCCGACAAAACGAGGAGCAUGCUGAAUGCGGCAUUUGUUUUGCUCAAUAUCUUCCCACAGAUGAUGAAUUUGGUGCUAAGAGUGGAAGUGCAACUGAUUGUACGUGUGAAAACAGAAACUGUAAGCCAGAGUUCCACAGUGUUUGUCUCGUCAAAUGGCUCCGUUCUAUUGCAACAACUAGGCAGUCGUUUGAUGUGCUAUUCGGAAAUUGCCCUUACUGUUCGGAUCCAAUUGCAGUCAAAAUCAGCACCAACAAGUAUUAGUAGUAACAUCUUAUCGCAUUACAAUUUACGGCAUCGAUAGAAAUGUUUUAUACACCUCACAAUUUUUUACCCUCGUUUCGAGACAAUAACAAAGGGUUUCCUAUUACUAUGCAAAUAGCACAAUGAGGAUUUUAUUACAUCGGUAAAACCGAAAUUCUUGAUCGUCGUAUGUAGUUAUCUGCUCAAUAAUUAUUGUAGGACCUUUGAUCUUGCGAAUUGGAGGUUAAUAUGAAGCUGUAUUUGAAGCAAAUUACUUAAUGUAGUAGAUUCAAGUGGGCUCUGUUUUCUUGUCUGCCCUGUCUGAA